AUGGUGAAUUUGUUCAACGCGCGUGUAUCUGAAAUAUAUUACCCAGGGUGUGAGAUUAGUUUAGAUGAAUCAAUGGUAUUGUGGCAUGGAUGGCUUAUAUUCAGACAGUAUAUACCAAAUAAACGUCACAAAUAUGGUAUCAAGUUGUACAUGAUCACAACUCCUGAUGGUAUGAUUCUGAAAUUUAUGAUAUAUGCAGGCAUGUUGGAUGAUUCUGGUAGAAAAGAACAUGCAAAAAAAGUCGUUAUGAAUUUACUCGAGGGAAUGCUGGAUGUAGGACAUAGCAUAUUUAUGGACAAUUAUUUUAACAGCUAUGAACUGACAAAAUGUCUUGCUGAUGGGAAAAACUCAUUGCACUGGGACAAUCAGAAAGAACAGAAAGACAUUUCCGAAAGAGGUAAAGGAAAAAAAAAACUGAAGAAAGGGCAAACUGUAGCAAAGUAUGCUAAUGGUGUGAUGAUUGCAAAGUGGCAGGAUAAGAGAGACAUCACUUACAUUUCCAAUGAAUAUAAAAAUGAUAUGGUGGAAAUAACAAACAAAAGAGGUGAAAUUAAAUCGAAACCUCUACCUGUAAUUCAAUAUAAUAAAUUUAUGGCUGGUAUUGAUAAGCAAGAUCAGAUGCUUGCUUAUUAUCCUUGUGAGAGAAAAACAAUUAGGUAG
Molecule: messenger RNA, 660 nt
Organism: Stegodyphus dumicola
Lineage: Eukaryota; Metazoa; Arthropoda; Arachnida; Araneae; Eresidae
Product: piggyBac transposable element-derived protein 4-like
Source: RefSeq, a predicted model, not a curated record